CUUCACUAUACGCACGUGUUGUUUCAAGUAGUGCUUUGAAGUAGAUAUCAUGGCUUUGGAAAAUGGCCUCUCAGUGAUCGCUGAUGUAGUAGGAUGGGGCUAUUUCUUGGCAUGGACAAUAUCUUUUUAUCCGCAAAUUUACGAAAACUGUCGCCGUAAGAGUGUAAUUGGAUAUUCCUUCGACAUGGUGGCGUACUUCUUGCUCAGCUACUUAACAUAUCUCGUCUACAAUGCUGUUGUAUACUUCGAUAUUCAAAUCCAACAAGAAAUGAUCGGAAAAACCCACGAAUCUAACCCUGUAAAGCUGACCGAUGUAGUGUUUGCUCUCGUCGCCUUCGUUUGCACCGCAAUUCAGGGCCUACAAUGUUUUUUCUUCGAGCGUGGGUCGCAGAAAGUCCAUAUCUCUACAUGGGUCGUCUGUUGUCUUGCUCUGCUCGCACUAGGCGCACUUUCGCUGUUUGCUGCUUUCAAACUCCUCUCCUGGGUGCUUGUGUUACAAUAUUGUGGAUACCUUAAACUUGCUGUGUCGUUUGGAACGUAUACUCCACAAGUAUGGCUAAAUUACCAUCGCAAAUCCACAGAAGGUUUCCACAUUGGAGGUGUAUUGCUAGACUUUAGCGGUGGUGUUCUAAGCCUUCUCCAAAUGAACAUUUACUGCAUCAUCGAGCACAGCAACAAACAAUUUACAGGAAAUAUUCCAAAAAUGGCUCUGUCAGUUGUUACUCUAAUAUUUAAUAUUAUCCUAAUAAGUCAGCAUUACGUAAUUUACAUGGGGAAUCCAUUACCUGAACUACGUCCACAGCUAACCGAAGAAAAGCACCAGUUAAUUGCAAGUGGUGGUAGAUCUAAUAUAAAUAUAUAUCAUUCCAUUAAUGUGGAUGCAAAUGAUGGCACAUCCAAUGCUGGGUCCAUCAGUGUUUCAAAAUGUUAGAUUAGAGAGGAUACUAGAUUCUGAUAUUAUUAAUUUAUGGGGGAAAAUUGUAGAAAUAAGGCUUUUCAAAAGGCGUAUUGCAAAGAGACUUAGUUGUAAAAUGUUGAAAUAUAAAGACCACUCGAAUACUAUGAGGAUGACUUCAUCAGGGAUGAAGUAUGCAUCCAAGUUUAGAUGAAGACAUAGAGCUUCAUCAAGGGCAUAAUCAACCCUAAUG
Messenger RNA from Actinia tenebrosa (Australian red waratah sea anemone), 1148 nucleotides. Its product is annotated as cystinosin homolog. Gene Ontology annotation, cellular component: vacuolar membrane. Gene Ontology annotation, biological process: L-cystine transport. Gene Ontology annotation, molecular function: L-cystine transmembrane transporter activity. The record is from RefSeq and is a predicted model, not a curated record. NCBI's taxonomy places the organism in Eukaryota, Metazoa, Cnidaria, Anthozoa, Actiniaria, Actiniidae.